AUGUCUUUUCCCGCUACCGAACGUGCUGGCGCUGCACUGUCGCGGGCUGCAAGCCUCGCGGAAGGGCGCAAGAACCCGGAAACCACCCCCGAGCACCUGCUCGCCGCCCUGCUCGACGAUGCGCCGCACGGGCUGGCCCUCCGGCUCCUUCGCCGGCUGGACGUCGAACCCUCCGCGCUGGGUCGCAACCUGGACGCGGCCCUUGCCGCGCUACCGGUGCAGCACCAUGCAGCCCAGGGCCCGCCUUCCGCAUCGCAGGGGCUCGCCAAGGUGAUUCACACCGCGUCCGAGGAGGCCCGAAAGCUCGGGGACGAAUUCCUGAGCGUGGAGCAUCUCCUCCUUGCGCUGGUCUCGCAGGAGUCGGCGGCCAGCCGCGCUCUUUGCGCCGCCGGAGUGGACCGGAAGAGGCUGGAACGCGCGAUCAAGGCGGUGCGUGGUUCCGCUCGCGCCUCGAGCCCGAACCCCGAGAGCGCUUACGAGCCACUCCAGAAAUACGGCCGGGACCUGACGGCCCUGGCCCGCGCCGACAAGCUCGACCCCGUCAUCGGCCGCGACGAUGAGAUCCGGCGGGUCAUGCAGAUCCUGUCGCGGCGCACGAAGAACAACCCGGUGCUGCUCGGGGAGCCGGGAGUGGGCAAGACGGCCGUCGCCGAGGGGCUGGCGCUCCGGAUCGUGAAGGGGGACGUUCCCGAGGGACUCCGCGACCGGCAAGUCGUGGCUCUCGAUAUGGGAGCGCUCAUCGCCGGUGCGAAGUUCCGGGGUGAGUUCGAAGAGCGGCUGAAGGCGGUCCUCGAGGCGGUUCAGGAUUCGGACGGAACGAUCAUCCUCUUCAUUGACGAGUUGCACACCGUCGUCGGAGCGGGCAAGACCGACGGUGCGAUGGAUGCCUCCAACCUGCUCAAGCCGGCGCUCGCCCGGGGAGAUCUGCACUGCAUCGGGGCAACCACGCUGGACGAAUACCGCCAGUACAUCGAAAAGGAUGCCGCGCUCGAACGGCGGUUCCAGACCGUUGUGGUGGAUGAGCCAUCGGUCUCCGACACCGUCACCAUCCUGCGCGGCCUCAAGGAGCGCUACGAGGUCCACCACGGGGUGCGGAUCCAGGACGGCGCGCUGCUGGCCGCGGCGUCCCUGUCAAGCCGCUACAUCUCCGGCCGCUUCCUGCCGGACAAGGCGAUCGACCUGGUGGAUGAAGCCGCUGCCCGCCUGCGCACCGAGAUCGACAGCCUGCCAACCGGUCUCGACGAGGUCGAACGAAGGCUGCUGUCACUUCAGAUCGAACGUGAGGCGCUCAAGAAGGAAAAGGAUGCCGCCUCGCGAGAACGGUUUGCGGAUCUCGAGCGACGGAUCGCGGACCUCGAAGAGGAGGCGCGAGCCCUCCGCACCCAGUGGCAGGGCGAGAAGGCGCAACUCCUCGAGGUGCGGAAGCUGCGCGAGCGGAUGGAAGAGGCGAAUCUCCAGAUGGAGCGGGCUGAACGCAAGCAGGACCUCGGCCGGGCGGCCGAACUCCGGUACGGGACCAUUGAGGAACUGAAACGCGAACUGACGGCCGCAGAGACGCGGCUCGGUGGGCAGGAAGGGCGCCUCCUCCGCGAGGAGGUGGACGCCUCCGACGUGGCGUCGGUGGUUUCGCGCUGGACGGGGAUUCCGGUGGACCGGCUGCUUGAAGGGGAGCGGGAGAAACUGCUCCGGCUGGGAGACCUGCUCCACCGCCGGGUCAUCGGACAGGACGAAGGGGUACAGGCGGUGGCCGACGCGGUGGUCAGGGCUCGCGCCGGCGUUCAGGAUCCCAAUCGACCGCUCGGCGCUUUUCUCUUCGCGGGCCCCACCGGGGUAGGGAAGACCGAGCUGGCCCGGGCGCUUGCCGCCGAGCUCUUCGACGACGAGCGCGCCAUGGUGCGCCUGGACAUGUCCGAGUACACCGAGAAGCACUCGGUGUCCCGCCUGACCGGGGCGCCCCCCGGAUAUGUCGGGUUCGAAGAGGGUGGCCAGUUGACGGAGGCGGUGCGCCGCCGGCCGUUCGCCGUUGUCCUGCUGGAUGAAAUCGAAAAGGCCCACCCACAGGUGCGGACCGUGCUCCUUCAGGUGCUUGACGAUGGCCGGUUGACCGACUCGCACGGCCGGCUGGUGAACUUCCGCAACACGGUGCUCAUCAUGACGUCGAACGUCGGGAGUGAGCGGGUGCUGGCGCUUGCCGAGGCGGGGCGCGGAUAUGACGAGAUGAAGCGCGAAGUGAUUUCGGAACUUCGGCGCGAAUUCCCGCCCGAGUUCCUGAACCGGGUGGACGAGACCGUCGUGUUCCAGAGUCUCAACCGCGAACAGAUCGCCGCGAUCGUGGACCUCCAGCUCGACCGGCUGCGCCAGCGGCUGAGCGAACAAAACCUCUCGCUCGCAGUGGGCGAAGAGGCCCUGCGCGUCCUGGCCGCCGAGGGAUACGACCCGCUCUAUGGCGCCCGUCCGGUCCGUCGGGUCAUCCAGCACCGGGUCGAGACCCCGGUCGCGCGGAUGAUCGUUGGCGGCGUGCUUCCGCCCGGAGCCUCGGUCGAGGUGCGGAGCGAUGCUGGCGGAACGAUUGAGGUCGCGGCGCGCGGGGUGGCGGAAAAAGCCGAGCCGGUCCCGGCCUGA
This is a messenger RNA of Geodia barretti, 2622 nucleotides long. The record is from the annotation of a GenBank genome assembly. Lineage: Eukaryota; Metazoa; Porifera; Demospongiae; Tetractinellida; Geodiidae.